This is a messenger RNA of Sphaerulina musiva SO2202, 2083 nucleotides long. RefSeq lists its product as uncharacterized. Bases 9 to 1838 code for a protein of 609 amino acids. The record is from RefSeq and is a predicted model, not a curated record. The transcript has 4 exons. Lineage: Eukaryota; Fungi; Ascomycota; Dothideomycetes; Mycosphaerellales; Mycosphaerellaceae.
CAACCGCCAUGGACUCCGACUCAGACAGCAGCCUAUCGGAGGUGCCAGAAGAGACAGUGAAGCAGCUGGCGCCCAUAUUUCAGAAGGCAAAGAAAGCAACAAAGCAGGCUGCUCCUCCGCCGAAAGCCUCGCCUCCCAGGCCAAAACGAGCACCGUCACCACCUCAUGAAGAGGUCCUGGCAGAUAAUCCGGACAUUGCAUUCCUGGUAAUGUUCCGAUCGCGCUUCACCGAAAUCUUCCCUGGCAAAUGUCCUCAAUUCGGGCCCCAAGAUAUUGAGCGAGGCGUUGUCGAUACCGUGCCGAGUCCAGAAAUCCAACAAUUGUUGUGUGCUUUGCUAGGAUUAGUGUUGAACAGAAAGAAGCCGGUCGAGCGGACUGCGUAUGGCCGCGCAAUCGAAGAAGCAGUUCUCUCCCACAAGAAGGAAUGGCCUUACAAGUGGGCUGGCCAGAAUCCGCUUCAUGGAGGAAAGGACUUCAACAACAUGUCUCCAAGUGAGAGGCUCAACUUCUUACGCACUCUCGUGAUUUGGUCACUAGGCUCUUCCGAACAGGUGGCUGGCACGAUCAAGGAAAAGUAUAAGCAGCAGAGACAUAGCGAUGACGAGAAUCAGCCAUUGUCGGUGCAGCCAUGGGGUAUGGAUGGAGACAAUAGAAGAUACUUUUUAAUCCAGGGGCUUGACGAUACAAGCUUCAGGAUCUACAGAGAGGGCAGCAGGUACACCAGGAACGCGCAUUGGUAUAGCCAAGCUGGCACAAUUGACGAGGCAAAAGCACUGGCAGAGAAGCUUGAAAAGGAGGACGGAUCGCAAAAGGCGCGGAAACUGGCGAUAAAGAUCACGAACGCCGUGCCAAUGUUUGAGGCCACAGAAGAGAAGAGGAAUCGCCGCAUAUAUCGACAACAGCGUCGUGCAGCCUUCACGCGACCGGAGCCUGGUUUCGGGAUCUACGAAGGUCGCACUCGUGGGAAGCGGACGCGGUAUACUUAUGACGACGAGGGAGGAGAUGAUUCGGACAAUACUUCUACACGCCGCUCCACGCGCCACCAGUCUGCGAGAAGCACCCCGUUCGAGACUGGUCCGCAAUAUACUGCUUCCGGUCGACAGAUCAAGCAGCCACGACAAGGAGACUAUGGCGAAUCUUUGCUGAGCACGAACGUCAUGAGCACUGACGAGCUAGGGCCGGAUAACGAUACAGAAGCGCGAUCUGGACGGGCGGAUUCGCAGGAGUCAGAUCCUGUGCAAUCUGGUGGCAGGCCUUCGAGAGGAAACAGGAACGUAAAUUAUGCCGACAAAAACCCACGAAAGCGAAAGCAUAUCGAUGGCUACAACGACAUUGAUGCCAUGAGUGAAGAAGAUGACGCUGUCAGUGGCGAUGAAUGGAACUCAGAUCAGAACGACGAUGAAAUGCCUGAUGCGCCAGAUGUCGAUUCGGAGCCCAGCGAGGAUGAGGAUGAUGGACUUGACGAUGUUCCAAAAAGCCUGCUUGUAAAGCUCAAAAUCCCGCAAUCGGCGUCAGUCCAGUCACGCAAUACACCGCCAACCAGUCCUUCUGUCUCGGGUGAAAAGGAUACAGCGCUGGGAUGCGCUCCUGGGCCGACAGAUGAGAAGAUUGCCUCUACGACGACGAAUGGCGAAGCAAAGUUGGAAGCGACCAAGACGAGCGUUCUUACCGAGGCUCCUCUGGCGCUGACCAGUAUUGAUAGCCUGACGCCAACCUCGCCUAGGAGAUCACCACAAGUUGUGGUUCCAGCGUACUCAGCGCAUGCGAAAUUCCAAAACAGCUAUUCUACGACGAGUAUGCUCAACGGAAAUGGCGGACAUGGUGGCCAGAUCCAGUAGUGUGGCCGUACUAUGACUAGAACAUGAACAACACCUUCGAAAUGCGGGGAAUAUCUACCAUGAAAAGCCUCUUCCGAGUAAAUGCUUUAGUACAGGUGGAGCUGAUGUCUGCCACGAUUUCUGAUGUUGUGUACGAUUCGAGCGAGGUCCCGACAGCGGCCUGAAAAGAGAGAGGCUUUGCUAGCGAUUCACAUGGCAGCAGGUAGAGGUGUCAUAAUACUAGCAUAAUGAUGAAGCUUGAAAUA